AUGUCCGAGACUAUUAUUACCACUAGCGCCCAGAAAGUGCCAGAAUCGGUGUCUCCUGCCACAGCCAGAGGCUAUAAGAUGGAUAAGCAAGGAGCCCAGAACAUCUCUAUGGGUAAUCCCACUCCAUAUCCUAUUCCUACAUUUGAUGACCCUUAUAGAAAAAGAGAAUGGAUGUUAGAACAUAUGGCGGGUGCCUUCAGAGUUUUCGGUAGAAGAGGAUUUGGCGAAGGUUCUGCUGGACAUAUUACUGUUAGAGACCCGGUCAAUCCUUCAACUUUCUGGAUUAAUCCUCUUGGAACACAUUUCUCAUUGAUGAAGGCUUCUGAUAUGGUUCAGGUAGAUCUUGAUGGUAAUAUUAUUGGUGGUAAUACCAGUGCACCGAUCAAUGCUGCUGGUUUUGCCAUUCACUCUGCAUUGUACAAGCGUAGACCCGAAGUCAAUGCUGCCUGUCAUACCCAUUCGGUUUAUGGUAAGGCUUAUUCGGCCUUUGGUAAACCUUUGGAAAUGUUGAACCAGGAUUCAUGUGUAUUUUAUAAGAAUCAGGCUGUCUAUAACGAUUUUGGAGGAGUUGCUGUUGAAAAGAAAGAGGGAGAAAACGUUGCCAAAGCUGCUGAUGGUGUUCAAAGUGUCAUCCUGAGAAAUCAUGGUCUCAUGACUGCCGGCACUACUGUCGAUGAAGCUGCCUAUCUUUUUACUUUGAUGGAAAGAACAUGUCAAUGUCAGUUGUUGGCUGAUGCUGCUGAAAACGAGGGUAAAAAGAAAAUCAUUAUUGGUGACGAAGAGGCUGCCUACUGUCACUUUAUCGAUUGUGAUCCUGAAUCUCUUUUCCUUGAAUUUGGUGUUGGUUUGAACUAUGAAAUUGCCAUGGAUGAUAGCUUCAUGACUUUUACAAACUCCAGAAAAUUUAAUCGGACUCCUUGA
Molecule: messenger RNA, 921 nt
Organism: Brettanomyces nanus
Lineage: Eukaryota; Fungi; Ascomycota; Pichiomycetes; Pichiales; Pichiaceae
Exons: 1
Coding region: 1-921 (306 amino acids)
Cellular component (GO): cytoskeleton
Molecular function (GO): actin filament binding
Source: RefSeq, a predicted model, not a curated record